AUGCACCAAAUGCACCACAUGGCCCCAUGGGUGCCUACGUUUGCCCAGGCCAUCGAGAAUGAACACAGUCUCAACGAAAACAGCCCUCCGUUUGUUGCUUUCCAGCUAGCCACCGUGGACUCGCACAGUGGAUUCCCCAAGAACAGAACGUUGAUCCACCGUGGCUGGCUCUUCGACGACAAGUCCAGCAACGUGUUGACGUUCACCACCGACAAGAGAAUGGCCAAGUACGAGGAACUCCUCCACGACGACCGGUUUGAAGCGGUGUACUGGUUUCCCAAGAUCAAUAAACAGUUCCGGUUCCGAGGCAAAGCCCGUAUUGUCGACGACACAUACACCCCCGUCAUAAGCAACGAUCGAAUCGUGAGCUCCAGCUUGGCCACGCCCUCCAACGCCAGCGAAGAGAGUCUCGUCAUUGGCAACGGCUCCGUCAAGCCAGUGUCGCCCCAGAAGACACCCAUAAAUUCCAGUUUGUGCUCUCCUGGCUUGGCGUCGCAGAUGUCGCUGUCGACAGUCGACUUGUCAUACACCAACCUCGCCAGGUUCCAGUACCAGGCGCCCAGCCUCGAGGAGUGGGAGGCCGAGCGGGUCAGACAGUGGAAGGCGCUCUCCAAAAACCUCAAGAAGAGUUUCCGCAAGCCCACGCCGUUGCUGCCGAUGAACGACGAGCUUCAGAAGAAAAUCGACUCCAUCAGAAGGGGCGUCGACGGUAAAAAGGAGGACGACGGCUUGAAGAACUUCGCGGUGGUGGCCAUGUUCAUUGACCACGUAGAUUUGUAUGAGUUGGAUAAGGAUAGAAGGUUGGUUUACGAAAGGGACAGUUACCAGCAAUGGGUAGAGCAAGAGGUGUGUCCAUAG
Messenger RNA from Suhomyces tanzawaensis NRRL Y-17324, 858 nucleotides. RefSeq lists its product as uncharacterized. The record is from RefSeq and is a predicted model, not a curated record. The coding region runs from base 1 to 858 and encodes 285 amino acids. The transcript has a single exon. Gene Ontology annotation, molecular function: FMN binding. Lineage: Eukaryota; Fungi; Ascomycota; Pichiomycetes; Serinales; Debaryomycetaceae.